ACUCAGCGAUGGCAAGGGAUGUGCAUGGUCCAGAGUUUGAUCCGGCCACCGAGGACCUUGAUGGAGAAGUUGUUAUGAGGGUUGGAGGAGGUAAGCAUCAUGGGCGGUAUUGGCUUGCCGACGGCGCAAUUGACUCGUCCUCUACUCCUAGUCUAUCUCAGAUUAGAGCAAGAAGCACGAGUGCGAGCCCAGUCAUACGACCUCGGCAGGACACUUCACAGUACCGCAUACAGGCACUUCAGGCCCAAUUAGAAGAAGAGAGGAGGCUACGUGUGGAGAACGAGCAGAGGAUGAGGGACAUGUUUGCCUACAUGCAGACUCUUGGCGCCGCAGCGGGUGUAUCUCCACCACCUUCGUUGUUCGCUUCACCUCUGCGGCCUCCUGCUGAGUUUUCUACUCCUAAUCAAUCGACGGCCUCAAACUCCCCUUAUGUUUCUCCAAGUCAGCCGGGUUGGCGUCCUUCGUGAUGAUUUUUAUCACUUAUCUUAUUUCUGUGGACAUCUUAUGUUUUUGUGACAUCUCAACAUUAUGUAGACUAUAUUGUGAGACAUGUAUUUGUGAGAUC
Molecule: messenger RNA, 565 nt
Organism: Panicum hallii
Lineage: Eukaryota; Viridiplantae; Streptophyta; Magnoliopsida; Poales; Poaceae
Exons: 3
Coding region: 9-467 (152 amino acids)
Biological process (GO): transposition
Source: RefSeq, a predicted model, not a curated record